Daucus carota subsp. sativus is the source of this 3956-nucleotide messenger RNA. RefSeq names its product DNA-directed RNA polymerases IV and V subunit 2. Gene Ontology annotation, biological process: DNA-templated transcription. Gene Ontology annotation, molecular function: ribonucleoside binding; DNA binding. Gene Ontology annotation, cellular component: RNA polymerase II, core complex. The record is from RefSeq and is a predicted model, not a curated record. Lineage: Eukaryota; Viridiplantae; Streptophyta; Magnoliopsida; Apiales; Apiaceae. Bases 239 to 3769 code for a protein of 1176 amino acids. The transcript has 8 exons.
CAAAAAAAUACAGUAAUGGCUCGUGAGCCGUGACAAGCAUUCUAUACUGGGCCUCCAAGAACACCAAGCUGCUCGACCGUUAAAUUCUUAUAUAUUUCCUUACAAAUUUGAUUUUUCCAUAUAUCAAAGAUACUUCCACGACCACGAUUACACACUUUUCAUUACAGAGUCAAAAAGCCCUAGACAUUUUUCCAGUCAAGCUCGCAAUAUCUCGCUUUUACUUCUAUAUUUUGGGCUAAUGGCUAAAGUACCUAUGGAUGUGGAUUAUAUUCCUGAUGAGAGUAACUAUCUUGUGGAUUCGAAAGGUCUACACGAAAUUGAGCUGAAGAAGUUUUUGAAAACAGCAACCCAAUCCUUUUUCAAACAACAUGGCUUGAUAAGUCAUCAACUGAACUCAUAUAACGAGUUCAUAAGAGACGGUAUCCAAGAGGUUUUCAGCUCUGUUGGAGAGAUACCUGUUAAGCCAUUGUAUGAUUCAUCUCAAUACGGUGAUGGUGAAUGGAGAUCUGCAUCAGUAAAGUUUGGAAAGGUCACCUUUGAACAACCGAAAUUCUAUGCAGGCGAAAAUUUCCCAACAGAUGAUGGUGAUUGUUUUAAGGAUAUGUUGCCCAGACAUGCUAGGCUUCAGAAUAUGACAUAUGCAGCUAGGAUGAAAGUCCAGGUCAACUUUAAGGUAUACACCGAAAAGAUGGCCAGAAGCGUUGGCUUUGGAAAUGAAAAUGAUCAGUAUGUUGAGAAGACUGUUUCUAGUGAAAAUAACACGGAAAUGAUUAUGGGGAAGCUUCCGGUUAUGGUGAAAUCAGAUUUGUGCCGAAUGAAAGGAGUUACCGAAGGUGAUUGUGAUUUUGACCAUGGAGGUUAUUUUAUAAUCAACGGAGCUGAGAAGGUCUUUGUUGCCCAGGAGCAAAGCUGCUUGAAGAGGCUGUGGUUGUCUUGCAAUCCCAGUUGGACUGCCUCUUAUCGUCAUACAUUUAUAAGAAAAAGGGUGCAAGUAAAACUAGUGGACUCUUCCAAAAUUGAACAUACUGGAGGAAGAAAAGUUCUUAGUGUAAAAUUCCUGACUGAAAUGCCAAUCUGGAUCUUAUUUUUUGCACUUGGUGUUUCCUCUGAUAAAGAGGUUGUGAACCUGAUUGAUGCUAAUGCUGAAGAUGGUACUGUUGUCAAUAUCCUAAGAGCUUCAAUGCGUGAAGCUGACAAUCAAUGCGAAAAUUUCCGUAGAAGGGGAAUUGCUCUUAGUUAUAUAGAACAACAAUUCAAAACUUGUGAAUUUCCACCUGAGGAGUCCGUUCAGGAGUGCAUUGACAAGCUUCUGUUACCCAAGCUUGUUGGUAUCAAGCAAAAGGCUCGUUUUCUUGCUUAUAUGGUGAAGUGUCUUCUAAAGGCUUAUACUGGCCGCAGAAAAUUUGAUUGCAGGGAUGAUUUCAGAAACAAAAGGUUAGAGCUGGCCAGUGAGCUUUUAGAUCGUGAACUGAGAGUUCAUAUCAAUCAUGCUAAAAGGAGAAUGAUCAAGGUUAUGCAAAGAGAUCUUGAUGGAGAUCGUAGCAUGAAUCGAAUUGAACACUAUCUAGACUGCUCAAUCAUUACAAAUGGGCUUUCUAGGGCAUUCUCAACUGGAGCAUGGUCACAUCCAUACAAGAAAGCGGAAAAGAUUUCUGGUGUUGUGGCUAAUCUGAGCCGAACUAAUCCACUCCAAUCAAUAUCUGAAAUGAGAAGAACCCGCCAGCGUGUUGAAUACACAGGGAAAAUUGGUGGUGCAAGAUAUCCCCACCCUUCCCAUUGGGGGAAGAUAUGUUUUGUCUCUACUCCAGAUGGAGAAAACUGUGGUUUGAUAAAAAAUUUAGCCAGCACUGCACUUGUCAGUACGAGAGUUUUGGAACCAAUUUUUGACAAAUUGCUAGACUGUGGGAUGGAAGAGUUGGUGAAUGAUACCUCGACUUCACUUCAUGGAAAGAACUUAGUUUUUGUUGACGGAGAACUAGUUGGAGUUUGUCAAGAUUCAGCUUCAUUUGUUGCAGAAUUAAGAAGUAUGAGACGUAGAAAGGAAUUACCAAACCAGGUGGAAAUCAAAAGAGAUGAGAAGCAGAGAGAAGUACGCAUAUUUUGUGAUGCUGGAAGGGUUCUACGGCCUCUUCUAAUUGUCAAAAAUAUAAUGAGGAUCAAAUCAAUUAAAAAGGGAGACUAUGGUUUUCAAUCCCUUUUGGACAAUGGCAUAAUUGAACUUAUCGGAGCCGAGGAGGAGGAAGACUGUCGUACGGCAUGGGGAAUCGAGCAUCUCAGGUCGGCAUAUGGAGGGGAUGUACCCAUGAACUACACGCACUGCGAACUUGACAUGUCAUUUUGCUUAGGCUUAAGCGCUGGACUUGUCCCCUUUGCGAAUCAUAACCAUGCAAAAAGGGUUCUCUACCAGUCUCAGAAACACUCCCAUCAGGCAAUAGGUUAUUCUACUACGAAUCCGCGCAUCAGAGUUGAUACUCUUACACAUCAGUUGUAUUAUCCCCAGAAGCCUCUUUUCCGGACCAUGCUUUCUGAUUGUCUAGGAAGACCUGAUUGCAAUAUAACGCCAUUUAGGCCAGAAUUCUAUAAUAGCCAAUGUGCUAUUGUCGCAGUUAAUGUUCACUUUGGCUAUAACCAAGAAGAUUCAAUAGUGAUGAAUCGUGCUUCAGCAGAACGUGGUAUGUUUCGGUCAGAGCACAUCAGAAGUUACAAAGCUGAUAUCUAUAACGAUGAAGCCUUUUCCAAGCCACAGAAAGUAGAGGAUUCGAUGAAGUUUGGAAAGAUCCAAAGCAGAGUUGGACGUGUCGAAUGCUUAGAAGAAGAUGGUUUCCCAUAUAUCGGUGCAAGUCUGAAGGCUGGUGAUAUUAUUAUUGGGAAACAUGCAGAAUCAGGGGCUGACCAGAGUCUAAAACUGAAGCAUACUGAAAGAGGGACGGUUCAGAGAGUAGUACUCUCUGCUAAUGAUGAAGGGAAAAAUUUCGGUAUAGUAUCUUUGAGACAGGUUCGAUUUCCAUGUCUAGGGGACAAAUUCUCUAGCAUGCAUGGGCAAAAAGGCGUUCUCGGCUUCUUGGAGGCGCAGGAGAAUUUUCCUUUCACUGCACAAGGGAUAGUUCCAGAUAUAGUGAUAAACCCACAUGCAUUUCCUUCACGUCAGACUCCUGGUCAACUUUUAGAGGCUGCUCUGGGUAAAGGGAUUGCCCUCGGAGGUAAUGAAAAAUAUGCCACGCCUUAUUCCACUCCCUCUGUGGAAGUCAUAGCAGACCAACUCCACAAGGCUGGAUUUUGUAGAUCGGGAAGCGAGAGAGUGUAUGAUGGUCGUACUGGUGAAAUGAUACGUACCCUCGUGUUCAUGGGUCCAACAUGCUACCAGCGAUUAACCCAUAUGGCUGAAGACAAGGUCAAAUUCCGGAACACUGGCCCAGUGCAUCCUCUCACGAGGCAACCAGUUGCUGAUCGUAAACGGUUUGGUGGAGUUAAGUUUGGCGAGAUGGAACGUGAUUGUCUUAUAGCCCAUGGAGCAUCAGCCAAUCUGCAGGAGCGACUCUUUUUAUGUAGUGACUACGCACAGAUGCAUAUAUGUCGGAAAUGCAAGCACACAGCAAAUGUCAUACAACGCACAAUGGGGGGCAAACACAAAAUCAGGGGACCAUAUUGUCGCUAUUGCGAGUCUGCUGAAGACAUUAUUAAGGUAAAUGUACCUUAUGGAGCAAAGCUACUAUCCCAAGAGCUUUUCAGCAUGGGCAUAUCUAUCAAGUUUGAAACCAAGCUAUGGUAAAUUCACCAUGUUCCAUCAGUUUGUUGGCUUAGAGAUAGAUCCCUGUAUAUUAUCCUACGGCUUGUCAUAGAAGCUUCGUAUUACUAGCUUUAAGUAAUUAUGCAUGUAAGAUGAUGUUGAAUUUUAACUACCUUCUUUGUUAUUUAUAUCUCUUUCAAGCAAUGCGAAUGAGGUAUUUGGGAUCAAA